This is a messenger RNA of Triticum turgidum subsp. durum (durum wheat), 2439 nucleotides long. The record is from the annotation of a GenBank genome assembly. NCBI's taxonomy places the organism in Eukaryota, Viridiplantae, Streptophyta, Magnoliopsida, Poales, Poaceae.
AUGAUCUUCCUCGCCAGUAGCUCAUCCUGUGAUGCAAAACUACACCCAUUUGUAUACAAUCUCACCUCCUCUUACGCAGACCAAAGAAAUGAGGUCACCAUGGUGUUCACCUCGGCUGUCAUGUUCAUGCUUGCCGCCCUCUUCUUUACCCUCAAUCUCUUCAGCCGCUUGUCCGUCCUGAGCGCCAUCCUCAACCCCAGCGUUCGUCUGUUCCUCUCCACCUCACUGUCACUCUUCCUGCCCGUCAUGUCCUACCUCUUCUCCGAGGCCAAGAACGCAGGUGCCGCUUUGGCUGCUAUAAGUCCCAAUAGCUCCAGCUACAGCCAGCUCGGCACCGAGCUGUCACUACAGGCUCGGACGAUCCUCAUGUGGAUGCUUCUCGUGGAGCUCCUCCGCAAAAAAGUGGAGGCCAUCCUGGUCAACGCGGGCAUGCAAUGGCAAUCCGGUACCAUCGAUCGCGCUUCCCGCAUCGCUUGGUUGGGCUACCUCGUUUUCUACAACCUCAACAGCACCGGCAAGAAAGCAAUCUAUGGCACCUUAUGGAUCGUCGCUGCUGCCAAGUUUCUGCAGAGAGUCUCCAUCAACGAGCUGCUCAAGCGUUCUUUCGCCUAUGGCAAGAACGCUGAGCUGCUCAGCUCGUACAUGGCCCAGAUGCUACAGGAGAAAGAUCAGCAGGCCGGCAACGGCAAUGUUCAGGAUGAGGGAGCAGAGUUGUUGAAGAAGUGCAAGUACGCCGUGAUGGGAGAAGAGGAGUUGGAGAUGAAGCCUGGCCCGGAGGGCUACCUUCUCGAGCUGAAGAAGCCCAGUACCGUUGACACGGACGCCAACACCGACUCCACCAUCAUCACCAUUGGUGAUAUUUGGAGGCUCGCGGAGAAGGACAAGGGCGGAAUCCUCCAAGAAGACCCAAGUCUUAAAAGGCUAUGCCUCUCGUUCGCCCUCUACAAGCUGCUCCGGAGGAGGUUCGAGGACCUCCCCAUCACCCAAGAGGAAACCUCCAAUUGCCACGGUCUCAUCUUUAGAGGCCUGUGCAAGGAGCUGCUGCAAGGCGCUGAGCUUGAACUGUCAACCCAAAGGUUCGACGAAGUGCGGAAGGAGGAUCUGAAAGCCAUGUGGGUUGCAGUUGCAGUAUUCGAAGUGUUCGACCAGGAGAUCCAAUUCCUCAGCGAAUACUACCACUCAGUUCUACCUGUGGUGCUCUCCAGCCCUUUCUUCUUCCUUGCAAACUACAUCCUGUUUCCCGUCGUGGUAUGGGCCUUCUGCCUCCUGACGUUCAUCCUCUGCGGCAACGGGGACGUGCGCUACGCGUACCAUAGCAUCAUCACUGACAACUACAUCAUAUCAAUCGGCAUGAUGAAAAUAGCCGGAUGCCUCCUAACAAGAAUAAUCCAUUCACCGGAGGCGCUCUUCACAACCGUCGAUCUGGCCAUCACUAUGCUGCUCUUGCUCACCUUCCUCUACGAGGAAGUAUGGGAGUUCCUCGUCUUCAUCCUCUCCAACUGGCUCAUGGUGUCACUUGUCUGUGAGUAUACCGCCAAGAGCCGCUGGCGUGACAGCCGCAUCUUAAGCAGCCUCAUCCGCCGUAUCCUAUGGGUACAGAGUAAGAUAAGCCGUCGCAACCUUUGCUUUAACCAAUUCUCCAUGUUUGGGUUCGGCGGCCUAUCACCCAUGAUGCUGCGUAAGAAGGCAGUGCCCAUGGAAGUGAAGAAGUCCAUCAUGAAAUACCUUGUGGCUCAAAUCAAUGAUGGCCACGCCCAUGCUGCACCUCUCAGCAACGGCUGGUCCACGCUGCAGUCGGAGAAGCACAGAGAAAGCCAGUAUAGAUCACAGCUCUCAUUGGCAUGCGAGAGCAAGAGCGUCGCCGAGGUUAUCCUCAUCUGGCACAUUGCUACCAGCCUUUUGGAUAAGAAGUGCACACUGCAGAACAAGACCUCGAUGGGAGCUCAUCACAAGGUGGCAGUCACGCUAUCCGGGUACUGCGCUCACUUGGUGGCCUCGUAUCCGGAGCUGCUUCCAGACAAUAAGGACGGGACGAUCCACGUGUACAAGGAGAUGAAAGAGCAGUUGAAGAAUGAGCUGGGAGGGUGUUGGAGGUACCACCUGUCCUUGCCAGGCACCAGGUACAACAGGCUGGUUGAGAUCUCAAAAGGGCAGGAGGAGACGACGUUGGUGCAGAGGGGAGCAAAGAUGGGGGAUUUGCUUCUAGAGAUGGCACAGAAGAAGGAGGGUGUGUGGGAGCUACUGGCUGACCUUUGGACGGAGCUCAUGGUGUAUGUGGCUCCAUCUGGUGGAGAGCUGCACGUGAAGGCACACAAGGAGGCGCUGGCACAAGGGGGCGAGUUCAUCACCGUGCUCUGGGCGCUGUGCACGCAUACCGGUAUAACCAGGCCCGCCAUUGCACCUUGGGAGGCACAGCGCCAUCAUGCGCUUGAACCAUAG